Molecule: messenger RNA, 648 nt
Organism: Cooperia oncophora
Lineage: Eukaryota; Metazoa; Nematoda; Chromadorea; Rhabditida; Trichostrongylidae
Source: the annotation of a GenBank genome assembly
AUGUGUUACGAUAGUGAUAUUGCAGAUACUGAGAAGAAAUCAGCGUACCGCUCCGGCUUCACAACGCUGAUGGUCCUUGGUUUGACAGCAUUAGUGCUAACUAGUCCUCCAAUGGUAACAGACCACUUUGCGAGAGUUCUGUCCACAAUUCUUGCUGCUAUUAUAAUAUUUCUGGACACUGACGCAUUCUGCAUCACUAAUAGGCUGAUCGUGUAUUGUGGAGACAUUUCCUAUAUUCUUUACCUUGUACACUGGCCAGUAAUUGUUGCUACUCGUUACUUUUGCGACACUCAACAUCUUAGCGGUACAGCCGCCGUGUUUGCCGUUGUUCUCAGUUUGCUGAUCUCAAUAGCUGCUCAUCAUUCCGUCGAGGUAGAUUACUCCAUGAUGAUCAUGCACAUGUGCUGCGUUUAUAGGAAUCAUAGAGUCUCAUUAUUGUUACACGAGACAGCGAGACCAUGCUCAUUAGACAUUAAAAAAGCCACAAUGUCGUCCCUGUACAGUGGCUUAGUUGCAGCCCCCACACGUCAGCAGCUGAACGGAUUCGUCCAACUUUCAUGCCCAGCUGAAGAAAUAGAAUUACUUUUCCGUCACUGGGAAAGCAUCUGGUUCAGCGGCUUGAAUUACCUGAAGGAGACUAGUGAUUAG